This is a messenger RNA of Talaromyces stipitatus ATCC 10500, 2134 nucleotides long. Its product is annotated as translation initiation factor 4B. The transcript has 5 exons. The record is from RefSeq and is a predicted model, not a curated record. Lineage: Eukaryota; Fungi; Ascomycota; Eurotiomycetes; Eurotiales; Trichocomaceae. Gene Ontology annotation, molecular function: RNA binding. Bases 1 to 1461 code for a protein of 486 amino acids.
AUGUCCAUCGGGACCUUCUUGGCGGAUGAGAAUUUCGGUUCUUGGGCUGAUGAAAUGGAGGAUAUGCCCUUGCCCGCCGCCCCAGAGCCGCGCUCAACCUAUGGCGGAGAGCGUCGUGCCAUAAGCUCGACUGCAGGUUUCGGAAAUGGCUUCAACGACCGCGAGCGCCCAGCAUUCUCUUCUCGUCCCGAACUACCUCUUCCCACCGAGCCUCCGUUUACCGCUCAUAUCGGCAACCUUUCCUUCGAUGCCACCUCCAGCGACGUAUCUCAAUUGUUUGCCGAUUGCGAAGUGACCAACGUCCGCAUUGUCGAAGACAAGCUCAAUCGCAGCCCCAAAGGUUUCGGCUAUGUCGAGUUCGCUACGGUCGAGGGACUCAAGAAAGCACUUACCUUCUCCGGCACGACUCUUCAAGGCCGUGCUAUCCGUGUUAGCAUUGCAGAACCACCCAAGGAUUCUGGCUCUUCUCGGGACUUCAGCGACUGGUCUCGCAAAGGCCCUCUACCAGACUUGCCACGCCGUGAAAGUAACCGCAGCUUCAACAGAGAUUUCCCAGACAAUGUUUCCGAAUCUGGUAGUACUCGUGGUGGACGUCGAUUUGAGAGCGACGGUAAAGUCCGUGACUUUGGUAACUGGGAGCGCAAGGGUCCCCUAUCGCCCGUUGCUGCUGUUGCCGGACGCGAAGGUGGUCGUCCACGGAGCAACGAGGGCUCCAACUUCCGCAAGAACUCCCCCGCUUGGGGAGAGGGCCGUUCUCAGGACGGUUCCCGCCCACCCCGCCGUGAAUUCCAAGAGCGACCAGAACGACCAGAGCGCACCCCUACUGCAGCUGAGAUGGAUAACCAAUGGCGUGCACGAAUGCGCCCUGACCCCCCUGCUCCGAAGGAACCCAGCGCUCCAUCGUCCCCAGUUCCUACCCCUGCUGCUCCAGCAGUGCGACCAAAAUUGAAUUUGCAGAAGAGGACUGUGUCCGAGAAUGUCCAGAGCCCGCCUCCCAGUGCUACUGGCGACUCAAAAGCAAGCCCAUUCGGUGCUGCCCGACCCAUCGACACUGCUGCCAGAGAACAAGAGGUUGUUGCAAAGCGCGAACGUGCUCGCAAAGAGGCUGAAGAGAAGGCCAAAGCCGAAAAGGCAGAAAAACAACGUCAAUCAAAGGAAAAAGCCAAGGCAGAGAAGAGCGCAACCGGCGACUCAAACGGAACCAAGGAAACGGACCCAGAUGCACCCAAGAAAUCAAAUUUCGAGGUCCUGAGACGGGCUGCAGAUGAAGACGGCGGUGAAAAUGAAGCAGAGGAAUCCAAAGAGGAGUCGACCGCAGCCAAGGAGCAGCCCAAGGAAGCUGCUGAUAGCAAGACGAACGGCAGUUGGAGAAAGGCUGAGCCUGCCGCCGCUGAAGCCGACGAGGAAGGCUGGAGCACUGUUUCUACAAACAAGCGCAACAAGGGACGUGGUCGUUAUUAAACCUGAGACCCUGACUCUCCAAUCUCUCGGAGUGUUCGCGUUUGUGCCAUAUGAAUUCAAGAUGCAAAAAAAGAGAAUGGUGAUUCGAUUGUCCUCGCCUCCGUACCUCCCUUUUUUCUGAUUCAAAAAAUGUCGGCUAUCUUUCAAACGACUGGAAUAUGAGCAACGAGUUACGCAAAAUGACAUUUUUAACACAUAAUGCAACCACCCCUCUGUCUCCUCUUCUUCUCAUGAAAAAGGCAGCUCGAUCUUUGACACCAACUUGAAGGCUGUUUUGGUUAUGUAUGGCGGAUCGCACAUAUGAUUUUUUCCCCUCUAGAUUAUCUUGACUUGUCUCUGUCUUUCUUACUUAUUUUAUCCCUCGACUAUUGUCUAGGUAUUAACGGUGUUUUUUCCUUUCUCUCUAUGUUUGGGCUGAUUCUAUGGUGACGCUUUUUCUUUUUUCGCUUCCUUAUUCUUUUCAAAUUCCCCCUUCUAACCUCCUCUCUCCUGAAAGCGCAAUGCAAUUUUUCAUUAAAAGUUUCCUCUUACUUGCUCUAUUGUAUUCAAUAUGAUACUCUUAGAUCACCAUCUUCUUCCUUGUCUUUUUUUGUGGCCGAGUGAGCAUGAAAUUGUAGAAGAAUGGGAAAAAUAAAAAAAGAGCAAGAAAUAAGAAGCAUUUUACAAGUUUUUC